Aspergillus tubingensis is the source of this 624-nucleotide messenger RNA. RefSeq names its product phosphotransferase enzyme family protein. The transcript has a single exon. The record is from RefSeq and is a predicted model, not a curated record. Lineage: Eukaryota; Fungi; Ascomycota; Eurotiomycetes; Eurotiales; Aspergillaceae. The coding region runs from base 1 to 624 and encodes 207 amino acids.
AUGUGGAAACCAGUGGACCUUCCCUUCCAGAACUCCCAGUCUCUGUCUCCACUACCUACAACAGAUGAAAUUCGCGCUUGCACCAAUGUUCUCUGGGAGACCACGGCGUCCAAGGUCGUGACAAUCAACGACAAUAUUGUCGUGAAAUACGGAGGUUGUAUCAAUACCUGUGAAGGCCAGGCGUUGAUUUAUCUUGAACGCCAUGUCCCCGAAGUUCCAGCCCCUCGACUGUACGCGAUGUACUAUGAGGGCAAACAACUUUUCCUAGUCAUGCAACGCAUCCCCGGCGUGCAGCUGAAUGCCAUCUGGCCAACAUUAACCCCAUCCGAGAAGGAUGGCAUUAUAGCAAAACUUCAAUUAAUAUUCAACACCAUACGAAACGCCGAGUGCCCAUGGCCCGACUUUUACGGUGGCUUGGACGGCGGCGGCGUACAUCACUACCUAUUUUACAGCCAGCACGGCGAUCAGAAGUUUCUAGGGCCUUUCACUGGUGAACCUGCCUUCGUCGCGGGCCUGGUGGGUAAUUAUAGGGCCUUAGUCGAACGCAAUAAUCAUCCGGAUUACAAGGCUCGCUUUUACGAGAAAUACCUCGCUCGCGUUCUUCAGGGUCACCGCCUACAUUGA